This is a messenger RNA of Panonychus citri (citrus red mite), 3011 nucleotides long. RefSeq names its product ABC transporter G family member 23-like. The transcript has a single exon. Gene Ontology annotation, molecular function: ABC-type transporter activity; ATP binding; ATP hydrolysis activity. NCBI's taxonomy places the organism in Eukaryota, Metazoa, Arthropoda, Arachnida, Trombidiformes, Tetranychidae. Bases 325 to 2790 code for a protein of 821 amino acids. Gene Ontology annotation, cellular component: membrane. The record is from RefSeq and is a predicted model, not a curated record.
GGAGAUUCUUAUUUGUCCCUGAACAUGGAUUGUGAAUAUUAUUAUUAUCAAUGUAAUACCAUUGUUAUUAACUCGAUUGAUAGGGAAAUAAAGUUAAUUGGACAACAAUUUGGUAAACAAUUUAAGUUAAUAAUAAUAUCUAGUGAUUACUAGGAGCCCAACAAUCAAAAUUGUCUUCAUUGUGAUCAGUUUAAAUAUCAGAGGAGAAGAAGAAAAAAGUUUUUCUCUUUCAAUUGAAUGGACAUUAAGUUACUGACCAGUGUAAAGUUUGUGCCUUUUUCUUGUUCUCAUUGAUUUCGAUUAUUAAUUAUUAAUCAAUUUAUCAUGAAUUUAAAUGCCAAUAAUCAGAAUAUAUCGUCAAACAAAUUACAAGUUAAUGGAUUAACUUCAUUACAAAGUGACGAUAAUAAUAAUAACAACAACAGUGAAUCUUUGAUUGUGUCAUCAAAUUUAAUUACUACCACAUCAUUUUCAUCAUCAUCACCAUCAUCAUCAUCUUGUGAUAAUAAUAAUCAAAUUUCAUCAACAUCUUCACCUUUAAUGUUCAAUGGUCGUAUUAGUUUAACUGCUCGACCAGCGAUUCGUAUUAGGAAUCUUAAUGUCACCUAUGGUCACUCGGGGUCAACUGAAUUUGUACUCAACAAUGUUGCAAUGACCGCUCCCAAGGGUUGUAUUUAUGGUCUAUUGGGUCCAUCAGGGUGUGGCAAGACCACGUUGAUUAAGUGUUUAAUGGGUUUGAAGAUUCCCGAUUCUGGUGAGAUAUCGAUAUUCAAUUAUAGUCCAGGUACUCGGGAAAGUGGUGUUCCUGGACCUGGGGUGGGUUAUAUGCCCCAGGAAACUGCGCUUUCACGAGAUUUAACCAUCAAAGAGACUUGGACAUUUUUCGGACGAGUUAAUUUCCUAACAUUUGAUCAAAUCAGUGAACGAAUAUCAUCACUAAUCACCUUAUUAGAUCUUCCUGAUAAAAAUACACUAAUUAGUUCGUUGAGUGGUGGUCAACAGAGGCGAGUUUCUUUCGGUGUUACAAUCCUUCACAAUCCAAGGUUAUUGAUAUUAGAUGAACCCACGGUGGGUGUUGAUCCACUUUUACGAUCUCGUAUUUGGCGACAAUUAACAAACACGGCAAGACUUUAUGGGAGUACGAUAAUUGUUACAACUCAUUAUAUUGAAGAGACUCGUAAAGCCGAUGUUGUCGGUUUCAUGAGGAAAGGUGCAAUCAUCGCCGAGAACAGUCCGAAUGCAUUCAUGAGCCGAUAUGGUGUUAACACUUUGGAAGCCGUUUUCCACCAUUUAUGUUAUAUCCAUAAACGAGUCUCACUUUCGGGCUCCAUGAAACAAAUAUCAUCGAAAGAGGGAGCGAAAAAAAAGUCAACCAUCAACUCGAAAGUUCGAGGAAACAAUAACGACAGUAAAACAACAAUUGCGACACUUUCAGCCCCAUGGUCAAGACCCAAUGAAACCUCCGAUACUCAUGCUUGGUGGAUACAAUUUGUCGCAACUUUAACCAAAUACAAUUUACAAAUUAUCCGCCAACCAGAAACAAUAGUCGCCUCCCUUGUGCUUCCCAUAAUCAUCUUGUUGGUGUUUUGUGUCUGCAUCGGAGGAACUCCCAACGGUGUACCGAUCGGCCUCGUUAACCACGAAAAUUGUGACUAUACGACCCAUCAAAUCAACGAUCACCACCAAAAUCACCAUCAGAAGCACCAUCAUCAUCAAAAUCACCACCACCAUGAGCACCAUAGCCCAUCGCCUUUAGGUCACAACGCGAGUGAUUUUUACUUUUCCAAUGAACGUUGUUUGAGCUCAGCUUUUCUCUCAUCGAUUAAUAGUUACAUGUUCAGUAAACGAUAUUAUGCCGAUUACGUUGAUGCGCUCGAUGAUGUGGCCAGUGGUCAUAUUUGGGGUGUUGUUAGGAUUAAGAAAGGAUUUACAGAUUCUCUUUUGGCUCGAUUAACUUUCCAGGAAACUGAUCCGUUUACUGGUACCUCGAUUGAUCUUAAUUCAUCAACCAUUGAAAUUCAUGGCGAUUUAACUUCAUUUGUGUUAACUCGUUUGGUCACUGGUGCUUUGGGUCGAACCUUUUUGGAUACCAUUAAACCGACAUUGUCCAAUCCUAAAUUGGCCGAUUUACCAAUUAAAUUGGGUUCCACUGUUUUCGGCUCAUUUGGUAAAUCAGAUUUCUUUGGUGUUCGUGAUUUCGCUGCACCAGGUUUGAUGAUUGUUAUCGUUUAUUCAAUUGGAUUCGCGCUUACAGCGUUUACUUUGCUCAUUGAGAAGGAAGAUAGAACCCUUGAUCGAAACUAUUCCGCUGGACUUGGUGCAUUUCAAAUUAUUCUUGGACAAGUUGUCACUCGAUUUAUUUUUCUUAUCCCUCCGGUUGUCAUUCUAUUAACUCUUUCAAUCACCCUUUUCGGUGUACCCUGUAGAGGAUCUUUCCCUUUUGCCAUCUUAUUACUUUUACUUCAAAUGUUAUCUGGAAUGUCCUUAGGUGUUUUUCUGUCCACUGUCCUUCCGUCCAUAUUUUCUUGUGCCAUAGUAGCAAAUGCUGUCCUACUUUUCACUUUCAUUAUAUCGGGUGUCAUGUGGUCAAUCGAUACACUUCCCUAUUACCUUCGUUGGGUCAGUGUAACCCAACCGACCACUGCAGCAGCUGAAUCACUAAGGUCAAUCCUGGUUCGAGGUCUUCCAAUUGCACAAUCAUCUGUAUUCAUGGGCUAUGUGACCUCUGCCGCUUGGAUCGGUGUUUGGUUGACCUUGGGAACUUUGUCCUUUGCAUUUCAAAAUAGUUAGAACCAUUAAUCGAAUCCUUUACCUAUCAUCAGGGAAUCAAAUAUGUCCACCAGUAAAUUAGAUAAUUUUCCUAAUUGUAACUCGAUUGACAUUCUCCCAAUUGUCCAAUUCAAUUACAAUUCAUGUAAUGACCAUUUAACACCCUUCUGACCAUCACCAUUAUCAAUUGAGCUUCCAUCAUCAUCUAUCCCACUCAAUUGAAUACAAUUUUACUCUGAAAA